AUGGCCCAACUCAUUCCAGACUGGCUGAGAAUAAUUCUCAUCCUACUCAGCGGGGCCUCGUACCUGCCUCAGCUGCACCGCAUCUGGGUGCGCAAGGAUUGCCAAGGCAUUUCACUUGGCUACCUGUUGCUGAACCUCAUCAGCGCGACCGAGCAAUUUACGCUUGAGUUCUUCAUCUUAGUGAACAACACAGAACAGGCAGAUUUUCUCAUCGAAACCCCGCCGACGACCGGCGAUUGGUUGAACCUGGCCCAGUUCACCAUUGUAUGGGCCUUGCAUCUCCUCCUCUUCAUACUGUGUCUGUGGUUCCCAUCUAACAAUCACAUCGGUUACAAACUUUGGCUCUUGACCGUUUAUAUCUGCUUCGCCGCCAACUCAAUCAUUCCCCUCUUCAUCGACGCCAUCGAUAAUGACUUCUUCGUUCCCCGCGAAGACAGGUAUCGCAAAUGGGGCGAAGCGUUCUUCAGUGGCUGGCACUUACUUUUCGUAAACCCGAUCGUCACGAUACUGGCCAUCGCCGCAUACCCCUGCCAAGCGCGGGAGAUCCGUACCCUGCCCGUCGGGAACCUGAAAUCACUCAGUCUCCUGGGGCUCCUGACCCAAGGGGUGGUCUUUAUCGUAGUAGCUAUCUCGUGGACGAUGCGGGUCAAGUUCCUGGACUUUUCUUUUGAUGAUAUAAUCUCUCACGGAGCAUUCUUCAGCUGGUACCAGAUGGUUGGGUGGGCGGCGGUGGACAAUGCGAUAUUUGCGCUGAUGCAGAUAUUGUUGUUCUUGUUGGCGAGGAAUUGGGAGGCGACGAAGACGGCAGACAGAGAGAGCGAACCUCUGCUAAGGGCUGUGCUCGAGUAA
Molecule: messenger RNA, 849 nt
Organism: Penicillium subrubescens
Lineage: Eukaryota; Fungi; Ascomycota; Eurotiomycetes; Eurotiales; Aspergillaceae
Product: PQ-loop repeat-containing protein
Exons: 3
Coding region: 1-849 (282 amino acids)
Source: RefSeq, a predicted model, not a curated record